AUGAGGAAGACACAGUAUGAACACACUUUCUCCCAUAGCUCCGCCGGGCCCGGGGAGGCCUCCAGGCCCCGGGGACUCGGGCAGGCCGGGUCCCCGCUCCCCAGGACCCUCGGGGAACUCGGGGUCCCACAGGCGGGGGGAAGCUUUGAGCGCGUCUACCGGGGCCCAGAGGGGGAGGGGCGGCCCGGGACCAAGGCCAGGCCUCUGCCGGGGUCCCGAGGGGGCGGGGCGGCCCGGGAUCAGGGCCAGCCUGGUUCCCUCCCCCAGGCCUUCAAGGCCCCCCACAGACCCCCGCCCGGCGACUCCCGCCCGGGCCGGGGCGGGACACUUUCAGUUUGCCAUUUUGGGAGGGGGCUGGCGCGCCCCCGGAGCCCCGCCUCCGGGCUCCGCCGGGCCGGAGGAGGUCACCGGGUCCCGGGGAGUCAGGCAGGACAGGUUCCCGCCCUCCGGGAGCUUCGGGGGUCUCGGCGCCCCACAAGCGGCGAGGAGAGCGGGCGGGGCGGGGCGGCGCGGCGGCCGGGCAAGGCAAGCCGCGCGCCCGGCAUGGAGCUCACCGAGCCUCCCCAGCCCCCCGGGCCAGGGGGGCGCGCUGAGAGACGUUCCUCAGCCCCGGUGGAGAACCGAGUGGUCGGGCCUCGAGAUUCGAAAAUCUGCCUCUGGAGCCAUCUGGACAUGGGCCCACAACGCCCACAUAGGACAACUAUCAACUUCUGCAAACCCUUUUCACGUCAGAAGAGGAAGAGAAUCCGUGCCCAGGGAUGGAAACUAGUCGUGGGGCCAGACGAUCUACCUACCACGGAAGCAGACCGCCUCGAAACCGUUUUUCUUUUCACCCGACCCUGGUGGGACCCUAACAUGAAUUAAGUCCUUACAGGCUUUACACUACAGCUCCAAAAACAUCCAUCACGUCGUCAGCGCCCACCGUCCGAAACCUGACACCGCGGAAGAAGAAACCCCUACUGCUGAACCUGGUGAUUUAGUGUGGAUCAGAAAAAGGAAUCCCUCCUCCCUUGAGGCACGCUGGGCUGGGCCUUAACAGGUGAUUCUAAGUACACCGACUGCCAUGAAAGUCGCAGGUAAAAGAUUUUGGAUACAUCGCUCACAAAUUAAAAAGGCAGACUCCGACCAGAACGCAGAAUGGUCCAUACAAAAAAACAUCAGAUCCCCUAAAACUUCGGCUGCAGCGACGUACGCCAUUAUGCUGACUCUAGUAACAAUGCUAGCCGCCGAGAACCCCCAUCAAGCCACUAAUUAUACGUGGCAGUUAACUUGCACCAUUGAUGGAACAGUGGUCAGCCAGAUUAGCACCCCUGGCAGCCCUAAAUUUGUUUUUGACCUAUGUAAACUCUUUGGGAGACUCUGGAAUCUACCAGAAGCUGUAAAUACCUAUUUGAGAGGGGGAAGGGUAGAGCUUUGGGGCUUCAGUUGUGGUAAAUUAGAACUGGAACGAGGGCUAUGGCGUAGUCAACAUUAUAUCUGUCUGCAAAAAGUGCCUCAAAGUGUGGGGGAGAGGAUGAUUAUUUCUGUUAUAGUUGGGGCUGUGAAACCAUAGCCCCAUGGAAAAAUGUAGAUCAUUUAUUAAAGGUCACCAGGGAGAUAAGGCCAGAAGCUCCUAUUAAAAAUUGUGUAAUUGGGAACUGUAA
Choloepus didactylus (southern two-toed sloth) is the source of this 1643-nucleotide messenger RNA. Its product is annotated as translation initiation factor IF-2-like. The record is from RefSeq and is a predicted model, not a curated record. Lineage: Eukaryota; Metazoa; Chordata; Mammalia; Pilosa; Megalonychidae. The coding region runs from base 1 to 864 and encodes 287 amino acids. The transcript is spliced from 5 exons.